Darwinula stevensoni is the source of this 1590-nucleotide messenger RNA. Lineage: Eukaryota; Metazoa; Arthropoda; Ostracoda; Podocopida; Darwinulidae. The record is from the annotation of a GenBank genome assembly.
UAGGCUCUUCGAUGGUGGCUGGAGGAGAUGUACCUCCGGAAUCCCGUUCCGCUCCCGGUGAACUCCAAUCCCGGCAUGGUCUUCCCCCGACGACCCGGAGACGGCCCCCGAGACGGCCCCCGAGACACGGUGGACCACGCGGCCAGGUUCAUCAGGAGGCUUCUCGACUACAAGGAAAUUUUGGACAGGAGGGAGUUGCCGCUGGAGAGAGCGACGUGUCGCGAGAAGGGUCAGCCCCUCUGCAUGGACCAGUAUUACCGCGUGUUCACGACGUAUCGAAUCCCCGGGAGGGACCUCGACGUCCAGCGGUCCACAUUCACCGACGAACCGCCGGAGAGCGAACACAUCAUCGUCGCUUCGAGGAACCAGUUUUUCAGCCUGAACGUGAAGAUCGGCGGGGAGAAGGCGGGGAUCGAAGGGAUUUCGGAGGCGUUGAUGAGGAUCAUCCGGGAGUCGCAGGAAGACCCGGAUCCGGAUCCGCCCGUCGGAAUUUUAACCACUCGGAGUCGACCCGAGUGGGCCGCCGAUCGAGAGAAACUCAUCCCAGAAAACGAGGAGGCGUUGGAGCUGAUCGAGACGUGUCUGUUCGUGGUCUGCUUCGAUGCGAUCCCGCCGGGGAUCCGAGACGACGUGAACGCGGCCGAGCAGAUGCUUCACGGUUCCGGUUCCACGGUCAACAGCGGGAAUCGCUGGUUCGACAAAACCGCCCAGUUCGUGUUCACCUCCGACGGAGUCUGGGGAUUGUGCUACGAGCACUCGGCAGCAGAAGGAAUCGCAGUCGUGAACGUCCUGGAAGACACGAUCGCGGCGCUGGAAGACGGAUAUCGUCCUUCCGACGGGUGGAAUUCCGACUCCCCUCGAUUCCUUCCGCCGCAGAGGAUCCGAUGGAGACUCCACGACGAUCUGAAAAAGGCCAUCGAAAUCGCAUCUCUCGAAAUGGACCGGUCAGUCCAACGACGAGUUCCGUUGGUUUCCAACACGGACGUCAAGAUCUUUCGCUACGAGGGGUACGGGAAAGAGUUUGCAAAGCAGCAGAAGACGAGUCCAGACGCCUUCAUCCAAUUGGCCCUUCAACUCGCCUACUAUCGUUUAGUUUAUGAGGUAAAUAUAUCUUGCUCCCGCGUGCAGAUGUGUCAAUGUUGCGUGUUGGACAGGCUGCACGGACACUUGGUGUUCACGUACGAGAGCGCCUCGACGCGGCGUUUCCGUUACGGGAGAGUCGAUAACAUCCGUGCGUCGACGUGGGAAGCUCUGGAAUUCGCCAAAUCCAUGCAACCCGAUUCUACCUUCUCGGUGAGAAUCUCCCUUUUUUUCCCCCUCGACGAAAUCAUCGACCCGAGAGACCGGCAUUCUUUCUCGCAUCGGGGAAAGACCUGCAUUCCCUCACAGAUCCCGACGAAGAUGGAGAGCUUCAUGUUAUACGGGCCGGUGGUGGAAGACGGCUACGGAACGUCUUAUAACCCUCGCCCGAACGACAUCGUCUUCUGCAUCUCCUCCUUCAAAUCCUGCUCGAAAACGUCGAGCGAGCGAUUCCAAUGCGCUUUGAAGGACGCUCUCGACGACAUCCGCCUCCUCCUUGGAUCCGACUGA